This is a messenger RNA of Pantherophis guttatus, 923 nucleotides long. RefSeq names its product transmembrane protein 229B-like. NCBI's taxonomy places the organism in Eukaryota, Metazoa, Chordata, Lepidosauria, Squamata, Colubridae. The record is from RefSeq and is a predicted model, not a curated record.
CUCCGGAGACCUCUCCGCCCCAGAACAAAACUUGGUGCUGCUUUACUCGCAGGGAGACCUCUCCUUCCAGGGUUGUGGCAGUGUGGCGAUCUUCCUUUUUGGACUUCUGGCUCGUUUGCGGGUCUGUUAACACAACCAAAGCCUGUAGCAUCACUGGGAGGUGCCAAACUAUGGGGAGCCCCAUGGAGUCGCUGAGCGCGCUGGGCCGCUGGUACCUGUACGCCCUGCACGGCUACCUGGCAGAGGUGCUGUUCACGGCCACCUGGGACUUCGCCGUGCUGCGGGACUGGCGCUUCCGUGGGGGCAGCAGCGCCUGGGCGCCCUUCAUCUACGGCACCUGCGGGCUGAUGCUGGAGCGCCUCUACCUGCGCCUGCGGGGCCACUGCCGCCUGCCCACGCGUGCCACGCUCUACACCGCCUGCAUCUACCUGUGGGAGUUUGCCACGGGCGCGCUGCUGCGUCACUUUGGCGCCUGCCCCUGGGACUACAGCCACUUCGCCUACAACUUCAUGGGGCUGAUCACGCUGGAGUACAGCGCCUUCUGGUUCGUGGGCUCCAUCCUGCUCGAGACCCUGGUCAUCCGCAACGUCCUGCGACUCCGGGUGGACGGUGCCAGAAAGCCCCUCCGGCCCCGUGCCACUUUUGCGCUCAAAGAGGAAUGAGUUGGGGACAGUUCCUGCCCAGGGGACCCCUCCCCACUUCUGUCUGGGGCCUGGGGAUCCACACCCUGUUCCUGCCCAGCAGACCCUCCCCAUUUCUGCCUUGGAGACCCAUAUUGUUUCUAUUGGGGAGGCCCUCCCUUUAAAAAGUCCAAAACUUUUGGACUGGAUUGUAAUCUUCCAAAAAAAAAAAGCCAAAAACUCCACAAAGUGGAGUAACCCUAGGACAUGUUAUUGACUUUUAAUUAAAGGGAAAUUGAUUGA